GGGAGUGGUAGUAUACCUAUUGGUUCAGGAGCUCGGGAGAUGGCUUCAAUAUUGGAUACUGCUCUACUCCAAGCAUUGCUGCUUACUGGACAAUCUUCAGUGGCUGAAGAAUUACUGAGAGGUUAUAACUACUGUGAUUUAAAAAUAUGUGAAAAGAUACUUCAAGAAGGCAGCUAUCAUGUUGCUUUAGUAGAACUUUACAAGUGCAACUCAAUGCACCGGGAAGCUCUUGAAGUUGUUCAUAAAUUGGUGGAAGAGUUAAAGUCUAGCCAGUCAGAGAUUACACAUAGGUUCAAACCUGAGACCAUCAUUGAGUAUCUCAAGCCGCUGUGUGAAACAGACCCCAUACUUGUUCUAGAGUUCUCAAUGCUUGUUCUUGAAAGCUGCCCAAGCCAAACUAUUGAGCUCUUUCUGUCUGGAAAUAUUCCAGCAGAUAUGGUAAACUCAUAUUUGAAGCAACAUGCUCCAAGCAUGCAAUCCACGUACUUGGAGCUGAUGCUUGCAAUGAAUGAGGAUGCCAUAUCUAUAAAUUUGCAAAAUGAAAUGGUACACAUCUAUCUUUCCGAAGUACUUGAUUGGCAUGCUGAUUUAAGCUCUCAACAGAAAUGGGAUGAAAAAAUUUAUUCCCCCAAAAGGAAAAAAUUAUUGUCUGCCUUGGAGAGUAUAUCAGGAUACAAUCCGGAGGCUCUGCUGAAACGUCUUCCAUUAGAUGCUUUAUAUGAAGAGCAUGCAAUAUUGUUGGGAAAAAUGAACCAACAUGAACUAGCAUUAUCUUUAUAUGUUCAUAAGCUACAUGUUCCAGAACUGGCUUUGUCUUAUUGUGAUCGGGUGUAUGAGUCUAUGCAUAAGCCUUCUGUAAAAUCUCCCAGCAACAUAUACCUAAUGCUUCUGCAAAUCUAUUUGAAUCCACGGGGGACAACCAAGAGCUAUGAAAAGAGAAUUAAAAAUCUAUUAUCCCCCCAGAUUACAACCAUUUCAAAGGUAAGUUCAAAAACAUUAUUAAAAACUAGAAGCCGAGGAUCAAAGAAAAUUGCUUCAAUAGAGGUUGCAGAGGACACAAAAUCUAGUUUGAGUAGCACUGACAGUGGCAGGAGUGAUACUGAUGGGGAUGAAUUUACUGAGGAAGGAGGUACUUCUAUCAUGCUUGAUGAGGUCCUUGAUUUGUUGAGCCGCAGGUGGGAUAGAAUCAAUGGAGCCCAGGCCCUUAAACUUUUACCAAAAGAAACUAAACUACAGAACUUGCUUCUAUUUCUUGGACCCCUUCUGAGAAAAUCUAGUGAAAUGUUUCGUAAUUGCUCAGUGAUCAAGAGCUUGAGACAGAGUGAGAACCUUCAGGUGAAAGAUGAACUCUACGAUAAGAGAAAAGCAGUUGUGAAGAUUACCAGUGAUAACAUGUGUUCUUUAUGCAAUAAGAAAAUAGGGACUAGUGUUUUUGCAGUCUAUCCUAAUGGGAAAACUCUAGUGCACUUUGUCUGUUUCAGAGAUUCUCAAAGUAUGAAAGCUACGGUCAAAGGGUCUCCUUUGAGGAAACCAUUCUGA
Molecule: messenger RNA, 1539 nt
Organism: Gastrolobium bilobum
Lineage: Eukaryota; Viridiplantae; Streptophyta; Magnoliopsida; Fabales; Fabaceae
Product: vacuolar sorting protein 39-like
Exons: 6
Biological process (GO): vesicle-mediated transport; autophagy; endosomal vesicle fusion
Cellular component (GO): membrane; cytoplasm
Source: RefSeq, a predicted model, not a curated record